Drosophila ficusphila is the source of this 426-nucleotide messenger RNA. Its product is annotated as small lysine-rich protein 1. The coding region runs from base 3 to 263 and encodes 86 amino acids. Lineage: Eukaryota; Metazoa; Arthropoda; Insecta; Diptera; Drosophilidae. The transcript has 2 exons. The record is from RefSeq and is a predicted model, not a curated record.
AAAUGGUUGGAAAAAGCAAAAAGAAGCGUAAUAGCAAAGAUUCCACAUCCAGUAAUGCUGGAAGUGGCGAGGGUGAGGAGAAGAAGAAGAAAGAAGGCGGCAAGAAGAAAGGGGGCGUGGGAAAAUCCAUUGGCUGCGAUAUUUUCAAUGACGCCGCCAUGGAAAAUGCCUACUAUGUGUGCCACAAUGUGCAGGAUGUUCUUAAAUCGAGAGGAUUCGCCUGGCCAGAUGGACAGAAAAAGAAGAAGAAGGGAAAGCGAUAGGACGUGAUACUUAAGUGCAUUCCAGGUUGGGUUGGAAACUUGAAGAAUUCCAACUGUUUCACCUUAACGAAUUUUUUUUUCCUGGAUACGCUGGAUACACUUUUAACUGAAUUAACUGAAUAACGGUUACCUAAAUAACGGGAAUCUUUCUUGUUUAAUGUUG